AUUUCAUAAUUGGAAAAAUAAAAUUUUUUAUUUGGCACAGUUAAAUUUUCAACAAAGUGAUGCUGUAUAAUUUGAAAGCUGAAACUUCAAAUACUGCAUCCUUCAAUUUCUGCAUAUAAAAUAGCAACUCAUCAGCAAGUUCCAGGGCAGACAGGUUCCAACUUAACCUAAUUAACCUGUUCACUUCUUCUCUGUAAACAUGGAAUCUCUAACCUUCUCAUCACCUUCAAAGAUGGGAGUACUUGCUUUGUCCCCAACAAAGGUGGGAGCACCAGCUUCCACCAUGUCUGUCCAUUUUCAUCCUCCUUCUGCUUCUGUUCGCCUGAAAAUUUAUUGCCAGAAAACUGAAGCUUCUGCCGAGACCUUACACAAAAGGCUGCCUCCAGGGCCUAUGAAACUGCCUAUUAUUGGAAACCUGCACAACUUAGCAGGUGGACAGCCUCAUCAUGUUCUUGCUGAACUCGCCAAGGAAUAUGGACCCCUUAUGCACCUGCAACUGGGUGAAAUUUCUGCUGUUGUUGUAUCAAACCCCAGAAUGGCUCAAGAGGUGAUGAAGACACAUGAUCUUAUCUUUGCACAGAGGCCAGAAAUUCUUGCAUCUAAAAUAGUAACAUAUGGUGGUUUAGACAUCGCUUUCUCUCCACUUGGUGACUAUUGGAAGCAGAUGAAAAGGCUUAGCUUGACAGAACUCUUGGGGCCUAAAAGGGUUGCAUCAUUCUCUUCUCUUCGUGAAGAUGAGGUCUCAAAACUCAUAGAUUCAGUUGAGAGAUCUGCAGGGAGAGUGAUUAAUUUCAGCGAAAAGAUUUUCCAUCUGACAAAUGUGAUAACCUGCAAAGCAGCAUUUGGAGACGAAUGCGAAGAUCAGGACACAGUCAUAGCACUGACCAAGGAAGCAACACAAUUGGCAGGAGGUUUCGGUAUAGCUGAUUUGUAUCCUUCUGUUGAGUUCCUUCACGUAAUCAGUGGAGUCAAAGGCAAAUUAGAGAGACUUCGAGAUGAAUUGGGCAGAGUCUUCGGCAAUAUCAUAGAUGAACACAAGAAAAAACUGAUGAGCAAAAGCAGCAGUGAACUUGAAUCAGAGAAAGAAGACCUUGUUGAUGUUCUCCUAAAGCUUCAAGGAAGUGGCAAACUUCAGUGUCCUGUAACAUCCAACAGCCUCAAAGCUGUCAUUCUGGAUUUGUUCACUGCUGGAACAGACACUUCUUCAACAACAGUAGAAUGGGCAAUGUCGGAAAUGAUCAAAGAUCAAAGAGUUCUGAAGAAAGCGCAGGAUGAAGUAAGGGAAGCUUUUAAAGGGAAGAAAACAAUCCGAGAAUCAGAUGUUCAGCAAUUGAAAUACUUGCCCUUAGUUCUAAAAGAAACUCUAAGGCUACAUCCUCCAGCACCAUUGCUGCUUCCAAGAGAAAGCAGUCAAAGUUGUGUGAUUGAUGGGUAUGAACUGCCUGUGAAAACCAAGGUCAUAGUCAAUGCAUGGGCAAUAGGGAGAGAUCCAGAGAGUUGGCCUGACGCUGACACAUUUAAACCAGAAAGAUUCAUGGAAAGUUCAGUGGAUUUUAAAGGGAUGGAUUUUGAGUUUGUCCCAUUUGGAGCUGGAAGAAGAAUUUGCCCAGGCAUAGCAUUUGGUCUGGCAAAUAUGGAGCUUCCUCUUGCAAGGUUACUAUACCAUUUUGAUUGGAAGUUGCCAGAAGGAGUCACCCCAGAAAAUUUAGACAUGACAGAAGCCUUUGGAGCCACAGUUGGAAGAAAGAAUGGUUUGCAGCUGAUUCCAAUUCCUUACAAGCCCUCCAUGGAUGAUUCUUCCCAACUCUUGGAGGCCAUGAAAGUUCUCAAUUAGUUGAUCCAGACAAAAAAAAAAAAUUCAUUUUCAGUUCCUUUUACAUCUUUCAUUACUUGAUUAUAUUACAUAAGGCUUUGAAACUUGAAAUGCAGCAAUCUGUAAUAACUUACUAAUUAACGGUUGCAUCACUUAGAAAAUAAAUAUUAUUGUCUCUUCUCUCCUA
Messenger RNA from Manihot esculenta (cassava), 2000 nucleotides. Its product is annotated as premnaspirodiene oxygenase. The transcript has 2 exons. The record is from RefSeq and is a predicted model, not a curated record. Gene Ontology annotation, molecular function: iron ion binding; heme binding; oxidoreductase activity, acting on paired donors, with incorporation or reduction of molecular oxygen. Lineage: Eukaryota; Viridiplantae; Streptophyta; Magnoliopsida; Malpighiales; Euphorbiaceae. The coding region runs from base 200 to 1834 and encodes 544 amino acids.